This is a messenger RNA of Saprolegnia diclina VS20, 2056 nucleotides long. RefSeq lists its product as hypothetical. Lineage: Eukaryota; Oomycota; Saprolegniomycetes; Saprolegniales; Saprolegniaceae. The record is from RefSeq and is a predicted model, not a curated record. Gene Ontology annotation, molecular function: O-methyltransferase activity. The transcript has a single exon. The coding region runs from base 140 to 1969 and encodes 609 amino acids.
GUGCGUCGAGCUAAACCAGCAUAGAUCGGCGAGGUGAGCCCCAAAAGUGUGUGCAAUUAGUCAACGCACCUUGUGCUUUUUUAAUGCAGUGUAUCUUGACACAAACAGAAUUUGACCGAAAGCUCGAACCGUCGUCAUCAUGUGGGGUCUUCGCCGCCAUGCCACUGCGCCGAGUCUGCGCCGGUCGUCGAGCCUGUGGCACCAGAGCUUCUCACGCCGGGCGCCGUACCGACCGCAGAACCUCGGUCUACUCCAGUACAUUUCCUUCUACCAGUACACGAAGCUCGAGGCCAAUGGUCUGCCCAAGCUGCGCCACCAGCUCCUAACCGACUGGCAAAGCUUUGGCGUCAUGGGCCGCGUGUACAUCGCCGAAGAAGGCAUCAACGCUCAGAUCACAGUCCCGAUGACGCGCCUCGACGACUUCAAGGCGUACCUCGACAACCUCGAGUGGCUCGACGACGCACUCCUUAACCUCGGCGCGGUGCUCGACCACAACGACGCGACGCCCGAAGGAAAGUGCCCGUUCCACACGCUUCACAUCCGUGUGCGCCCGCACUUGGCCCACGACGGCCUCGACAAGACUCUGCCGAUGGACGACCGCGGCGUCGAGCUGUCGCCGGCCGAGUGGCAUUCGACGCUGUCGUCGCCGACGCCCAAGCGCAUUUUCGACUGCCGCAACUACUACGAGCACGACGUCGGUCGGUUCGAAGGCGCCGAGCGCAUCAUGGUCGACACGUUCAAGGACACGUGGGCGUCGCUCGAUGCGCUGCUCGACGGGUCGCCCAAGGACACCGAGUGCAUGAUCUACUGCACCGGCGGCAUCCGCUGCGAAAAGGUCGGCGCGUACCUCAAGACGAACGGGUACACGAACGUCAAGCGACUGCAAGGUGGUAUUGUCCACUACGGCAAGUUUGUCCGCGAGCAAAACGUUCCUUCCAAGUUUCUCGGGCGCAACUUUGUGUUUGACCAGCGCCUCUCGAACGACGACCAAGCUUUGUCUGAGGAUGUGCUCGGGCAGUGCUACCAGUGCCGAGCUCCGACCAACACGCACGUCAACUGCGCCAACACGCUUUGCCAUGGUCUCGUGCUCCAGUGCGACGCCUGCCACGCAGCAUUUGACGGCGCGUGCAGUGCCGAGUGCCAACGCAUCAAGCACGAGAUGGACGCCAUGGCCCUUGACGCGCGCAAGGCCUUUGCAAAGGCGAACUCGCACCGAUUCCAGCACCACUUGGUGCCGAACGCCCGAGUGCGUCCCGGCAACCCGUUCCACGCCCGGGCGUACUCGACGUACCACAUCUCGGAAGGCACCGUGAGCCCCGAGCUCAACGACUACGUCCACGAUGUGAGUCGCAUUCCCGCGUCGACAUUGCAGCUGUCUGCAUGGCGCGAUGCGAUUAGCCAUGACUUUAGCGACGCCCUCAUGCAGAAGAUGAUCUCGCCGGGCCAAGCCAAGGCCCUCCAGUUCCUCGUCCAGGCGCUCAGUGCGUCCAACGUACUGGAAGUCGGCUGCUUUACUGGCUACUCGGCCGUCGCCAUGGCGCUCGCGCUGCCGCAUGGCCACGUCACGACGUGCGACAUUGACCCCAAGGCGAUUGCGUGGACGCGCGCACAGCUGGCGACGGCAUCGAUUUCGAACGUGACGGUGCAAGCGCAGCCGGGCCUCGACCUGCUCGCCACGACCACCGAGACAUUCGACUUUGCCUUUAUCGACGGAAGCAAGAAGGAUUACGUGGCAGUCUACGAAGCGCUCGUGGCCUCCGACCGCCUUCUCGCCCCGAAGAGCUGGAUCGUGUUUGACAACACGCUCUUUCGGGGCCAGGUCGUCGAGCACGCGUUCGGCCGCGGCCAACCCACCGAGAAGACGGCGUCGCAGCUUCUGGCGUUCAACAAGUACGUGGCGAACGACGAGCGGACGCGCAGCGUCGUUCUUCCCAUGUACGAUGGUCUCACCCUCGUGCAAAAGCUGUAAACGACUAAACAACGACUCUCUAUUACGCGUACGAACUAGAAGCGUUGAUUCGGAUAGAUGAGAGACUCUUAUGCCAAUACCUUGAGA